AAUGAUGGAAGGAAAAGCGAUUCACAGCGAAUCGCGUUCUUAUUGGUGGGUUGCAGUCAACGGUUUCUUGAUACUGCUCAUCGAGAGCGGUAUUCGACCAAUGCUUGUCAUCUAUUUCAACUCUUUUCAACAGGAAUUGAUGUGCUCCAAAGGCACAUUCUCAACUAUUAUUGCCGUCAUUAAUGCAGCAAGUCUCAUUUCAGGUCCAGUCUCAUCUUUCAUGUAUCGACUUUAUGGUGCUCGCUUAAACAUAUCUGCUGGUGCAAUAAUGGCAGCAUUGGGAUUUGUAUUAAUAUCGUUCAGUUCUUCAAUUAUCUUCAUCAUCAUUACUGCGCUUGUCAUUGGUGUUGGCUGUGGCACGAUAAGAACCGCAAUCGUUUCGGUUCAAUGCGAAUAUUUUUCGAAGAAUCGUAACUUUGUGAUGGCGUUUAUUUUUGUUGGACCUGGUAUAGGUCAAUUCCUAUUCGCACAAAUUUUGAAUCGAUUAAAUAACUGGGUGAGAUACCACUAUCGACUUACCAUAACUAUCACAAUUCUUCCAAGUCCAGUGUUUCUCACGCUUAGAAGCUCCACUGCCCUCUUCGAUGGUCUGGCAAGCCAUCAAUGA
Messenger RNA from Anisakis simplex (herring worm), 607 nucleotides. The record is from the annotation of a GenBank genome assembly. NCBI's taxonomy places the organism in Eukaryota, Metazoa, Nematoda, Chromadorea, Rhabditida, Anisakidae.